AUGGUAUUUCCUAAAGUAUUACAAGCUAUCUAUACUAAAUUAGAGAUAAAGUGUCGUGAACGAGGAAUUAUAGCAGGAAAAUCCGGACGACACAUGAAAUUUCCAUAUACUAUGUCAGCAAAAAUUGCUCAGUUUCCUUAUUUUUACUAUUUAAAACACAAUAACAUCUGGAUGUAUUAUCCUUUGGGAUUUUUAGUUUCACUAUAUUUUUUUACAAAAAUUCAUGCUAUGGCAAAUUCUGAAUCAAAUAUUAGAUCUUGGGCUGAAAUUCAACGAAAAGCAGCCGAAAAAGAACAUCAC
Messenger RNA from Brenthis ino (lesser marbled fritillary), 300 nucleotides. NCBI's taxonomy places the organism in Eukaryota, Metazoa, Arthropoda, Insecta, Lepidoptera, Nymphalidae. The record is from the annotation of a GenBank genome assembly.